GGAAUGAAUAGAUGUAAACUUCCGGUUUUACCCGCGAACAACUAAAUCUUUAAAUUUAUUAAAUUAUCUCCAAUACGUAGCUCACAAAUCCAUAACAAUGAGCUCAGCAAAAAGGGUUGGUGAGAUUUUUACAGCAGCUGGUGAAGCAUUCAGUCGUUUGGGAGAGCUUACAAUGCAACUGCAUCCGUCUGCAGAACCUUCACCAACAAGUGGUAAAUGGACAGAUGCUGAAAUAGAAAUUUUACAAACAGCUGUCAAAAGAUUUGGUGACGACCUUCAAAAAGUCAGUGAAAUCAUUAAAACUCGUACAUUAUCACAAAUUAAGACACAGUUAAAAAGAAAGGCUUUUGAGAAUGCAGGUCUCACGACAGAGAAGUCCCCAGAGGGGAAAAAAGCAGAAAAAGCAACAGCAAAAAAAUCAGGGCAACCAGCUUCUAAAAAACAAAAAACCUCAGAAGUCACCCUAAAUGCGUUAAAUAUACCAGAUGCUGACAUUGACAUAGAAGGUUUAGGACCAGACCAACAGCAGAAAAAGUUAGAGUUUGAUUCAGAUGUAGAUGGGUACAUCUGAGUCUAGUGACCAGGAGUAAAUCUCAACUUUAUUUUAACAUGGACACAAUACAUAUACAGAUAUGUAGUAUUACUAGACUGUUUGAAAUAUGGACUUCUAUUGGAACAAUGGUCUACUCCAUUGUUUUGAAUUAGAUUUCUUCACUAGACUGUUUGAAAUAUGGAUUUGUUGUCUAAGAACUUAGACUGGAAUAUUGGUUGAUGGUGUAAAAAACUUUUUAAAGUGUUUUGAAACCUUGGAACCUGGAUUAAAAUCUAAUAUGAAGUAUUUAAGCUUGAGGGUUUAAAGUGUAAAUUAAUCACUGUCAGUAAAAAGAGCAAUUAAAUAAAAAACAAUAUAUGAGUAGAAACAGAAAUAAAUACAUAAAACAAAAUAUACAAUAAAUACAAAA
Molecule: messenger RNA, 962 nt
Organism: Owenia fusiformis
Lineage: Eukaryota; Metazoa; Annelida; Polychaeta; Sabellida; Oweniidae
Source: the annotation of a GenBank genome assembly